CACGUGAUUCUGUCGCAAUCGUGAACCGCAGCCAGGGAAGUUUUUUUCCGUUACUUCUACUUUUAUAAUGUGAAGUUUCACUUAGAAUAACGCUAUUCGAUCUCUACAGCCAAAGGUGGUCUACAUCCAUAAAGGCAUUGUGGAUGCAGAGUACAAAGAUGUCCAAGCUUGCUUCUCGUAACUCUCAGCUGCUGUUGUCGGAUCAGAAGUGUGCUAAAUGUCUGUUAGAGACGUACGUCAAGCGGAGCCUCAGCCUGAAUGAAGGAUGCAGGAAACAUCAGCUAAAUAAACUCAAAUGGCUUAAACCGGGAAGGCAGUCCAGACGGGCAUCCAGUGACACCUCCACCCACCGUUUGACAGUAGAGAGGCUCCUGAAGACCAGUGAGUGCCCUGAAUGCACAACACAAGAACUUGUCACUAGGAAUAAGAUCCUCAAAGCACCAAGCAGAACCAAAUCAUUCUUCAGAGGCUUUCUCCACUUCUCUAAGAAGAAGACUGAACCCAAAGUGAAAGAUGAACGAGUUACAGAAACAGACUCUGGACAGUAUACAGUAGAACGGGGGCUUCACUCUUCUCAUAAAGGCUCACCUGGCCUCAGUGAGACUGUGAGUAAAAAACACUCUCUGAGAAGUAUCUUCUUUAGCAAUCAAAAUGAUGAGAAAAGAGAGUCGUUACAAAAGGACUCCUGUCUUGUUCCUGGUGGCGUGGAGGGGCUUUCAGACGUGAGCGUGGACUCUGAUAAUACAUACUUUGAGAAGGUGUCAGAAGAACUGGAGUUGAUUGUGAAGGAGAUUCAGUUCCGUCCAAAAGAAGACUGUGCUCCGCUGCCCUCUGCUGCUUCUGUAGGAGACUGCAGCUCUUCAGGUGAUGACACUACAGAGAGGAUUAUCAGCCUGCUGAAGCAACAUGGGGAUAUUAUUGAUCAGAAAAUAAGCAGGAACAAGAGUGUCCAAGACUUCCUCCAGAAACUGUCUUACAGCUCCUUCCAGCAGCUCGCUGAUCGCUACAUAGCCCAGAUCCCCAGUCCCCUUCCCCAGACCACAGACGCCUCUCCUGAGCUGGUCCGACUCGCCUUCACCCUGGACUUUACUGCCAAAGUGGCUGGAUUGUGCAGCCAGACGGUCGGUCGAAUCAUGGGGUUUGGUAACCAGUACCUUCAGGAUUCCUUCACACAAAUGUGUGCAGCCCACAGACAGGUGCCUGAAGAUUUGGAAGAACAGAGUACAAGUGAUACAGACUGACUGUGAAGACAAAAACGACAAAAAAAA
Sinocyclocheilus rhinocerous is the source of this 1268-nucleotide messenger RNA. RefSeq lists its product as uncharacterized. Gene Ontology annotation, biological process: regulation of extrinsic apoptotic signaling pathway. The transcript has 6 exons. Lineage: Eukaryota; Metazoa; Chordata; Actinopteri; Cypriniformes; Cyprinidae. Bases 144 to 1241 code for a protein of 365 amino acids. The record is from RefSeq and is a predicted model, not a curated record.